Rotaria sp. Silwood1 is the source of this 2008-nucleotide messenger RNA. The record is from the annotation of a GenBank genome assembly. Lineage: Eukaryota; Metazoa; Rotifera; Eurotatoria; Philodinida; Philodinidae.
UCGACAAUCAUAAACCAUCAUUAAAUGUAGGCUUAAAUUACGUUCAAAUUUUUUUUCAUAGUGAUAAUUUAUUAACAUUUUCUUCAAAACCUGCUAUUACUACUACAAAUAUUAUUGAUGAAUCAAAUAUACUCAAAGUAUCUUAUUGUUAUCCAACAAGAGAAUGGCAUUGUUUAUAUCGAUGUGAAGUUGAUUCAUCCUUAUCAAAUAGUUAUGGUUCAACAGUUGAUCUAACUUUAUUUGGUUCAGUUAAUAAUCCAACAGAAGAAGAUUGGUCUCAAGUUGAACUCAUACUUAUUGAUAAUGAACUUCAAAUUUUAAGUAAUAAUAAAGCAACACUUAUGACUUCUAUUGUUCGUGAAGAAGCCGAAUAUAGUGAUAGAGAAUCAUCAGGUAGCAUGCAAAUUUUCAUUAAAACAUUGACAGGCAAAACGAUUACGAUAGACAUCGAUCCAUCAGAUACAAUUCAACAAGUAAAAUCUAAAAUUCAAAAUAAAGAAGGUAUUCCUCCAGAUCAACAACGUCUGAUAUUUGCUGGGAAACAAUUAGAAGAUGAAAGAACAUUAGCUGAUUAUAAUAUUCAAAAAGAAUCUACUUUACAUUUGGUACUUCGAUUACGUGGUAGUCUAGGUGAUGAAAGUGAAUCAAUUCAUAUGAAAAAGAGAAGAGCUAUUAAUAAUACGAGAGUUGUUGUUGAUGAUGAUGAUGAUGAAAAUUAUGAAUCAAUUGAUUCGAGACAAAUGAGUGGUCUUGGUGAGAAUGUUGUUUAUAAAAUCAAUACACCAAUUACAAUUCGAUCACAUGAAAGUAUUUUAGUAACAAUUAAUAAAUGGCAAAUGGAUGCACAAUUAGUACUUUAUUAUGAUUCGAAAAUUAAUGAUUUAAAUGCAAUCAAAGCUGUUCAUUUACGAAAUAGUAGUAAUGUUGUAUUAGCACCAGGAAGUAUUGCUGUUUUGGAUAAUGGACGUUUUGUUGCUCAAGGUGCGUUUACACUAAUGUUGCCAAACGAUGAUCAAUUGAUUAAUUAUGGUUUUGAUUCAACUGUAUCGAUUCUUCGUACAACUCAAAUAACACUUCAAGAAGUUCAUACAGAAAGUGUUGAUAUCAUUUUUGAUGAAGUUGAUAAAAUCAAUACAAAUAUUGCUCCAACUGGCAUUGAUCUUCAACAAAUUUAUAUAAAACGUACACGUUAUUUAAUUAAAAAUAAUUCUUUAGAUCGACCUAUAGCUAAGUUUUUUAUUGAUCAUGUUGCUGAUCCAUCAUUAGGUGGUUAUGUUGUAACAACACAAAAGAAAUGUAUUAAAUCAGUUAUGGAACUAAUUGAAAAUCACGUCAUUUUGAGCAGAUCCUUUGCUCCCUAUUCAACAAUUACUUUCAAGCUAAAACUACCCAUAUUUUUUGGGACGCGAAAUUAAAUGGGCUCGGAAAAAAGAGAUAUUUGAGCUCUGUGUGUUUAAUUGGCUUUAAAAUGAGAGAAAUGAGCUCGGUUGUAAUAAAAUUAUAUUUUUUUAUAUAAAUGAAAGUUUUGAGCUCGGAAAUUAAUUUAUACUCUGAAAAGAUAUAAAUGAGCUCGGUUAAUUCUAUUUUUGUCGUUAAAAAGAGAGAAAUGAGCUCGGUAAUUAAUUUAUGAAAAUUAAUUAAUGAUUUUGUCAGUGGCAGAGUAUAUUUAAUAAGAAAAAAAUAGUUCAAGAACAAAAAGAGUGCUAGGUUACAAUAGAUUUUUACUAAUAUUCAAUAAUUUGUAUAAAUUCAUGAGUCUUUUUUUCAAAUCAAUUUGUAUAAAUUGAUGAUGUGGGUAUGGGUGCGUGGGUGUCGGGGUGUGGGUGUGCGUAUGGGUGUGUGCAUGUGGGUGUGCGUGUGCGUAUGUGGGUGUGGAUGUCGGGGUGUAGGUGUGGGUGUCGGUGUGAAGUAUGGAUGAUGAGAAACCAAUAGCCACACCCAUCCCACACCCAUACCUACAUCCUCACCCACCCCACAUCCACACUCACACCCACACACACCCACACCC